AUGCGUGAUUGGAUCUCCCACACAGAGGCAACAUACGAUGAUCCCUUGGCAGGCUGCUUUAAUAACUUAUCCGCCAAUAGCAGAUACCAUCAAGGCUAUCUUUACAACUACGAACUCUCUCCUGGAGUCAGCUUGUUGGAAGAUUAUGACUGUUAUGAUUAUGCCUCGACCAUCCGGCCCGUUGAAGGAAGAGAACAGGAACCCACUAUUUACCAUGCGUACUGGAGAGCAGACUUAGCACCAGUCGGUUACAAACAACUUGCUACCCUCAGAUCGCUCUUUGCGACUCAACCCAAAACUGCUAUUGUGUACCUUUGGUCAAAUGGAGACUUGGGAGAGUCAAGCAUCAUCAAAGACAUGAAAUCAAAAGUUGGAGAUCGCUUAAAAACAAAAAUUGGAGACCCUCGAGCACUAUCUGUUAACUCUCCCAUGCAAGACUCGCCACACCUAGAUUUUAAAGACGAUAGUGGUUAUCUUGACGGAGAUCUUUUGCGACUUUUAGUGCUCUACCAGCACGGCGGUAUGUGGUUCGACAUGGAUUCUCUGUUUGUCCGGGAUAUGUCUCCACUUAUGGAGCAUGAAUGGGUAUCUCAAUGGGAUUGUUAUAUGCCAGAGAGUUUCCCUUUUAAUGGUGCAUUUAUGCGCUUUUUGAAGCAUUCUCCUUACUUGUGUGAAAUGCUUUCUGAAAUGGCCAACGGCCCUCUUCCCCGCAAGGAUUCCAUUGACUGGGGAGGUUAUCUAUAUUACCGUAUCUACCGUCGGUUGCUUCACAAUGGUAUUCAACCCUGGUCCGUGUUACCAUGGUGCUUUACCGACCCUAUGGUGUGCACUCCUUUCAAUUCUAUGCCAAACGCCUUUGUGGAAACUGAAUUUCCGACCGACCGUUUAUUACAGUCGUUUGCUUACCAUUGGCACAACCAGUGGAAAAAGGAACCCGGAUCAUUGUUUCGAUACCUCGAUGGUCUUCAUCAAAACACAACCGGAUGGAAGUAA
Messenger RNA from Phycomyces blakesleeanus NRRL 1555(-), 993 nucleotides. RefSeq lists its product as hypothetical. Gene Ontology annotation, molecular function: hexosyltransferase activity. The transcript has a single exon. Gene Ontology annotation, biological process: glycosphingolipid biosynthetic process. Bases 1 to 993 code for a protein of 330 amino acids. Lineage: Eukaryota; Fungi; Mucoromycota; Mucoromycetes; Mucorales; Phycomycetaceae. The record is from RefSeq and is a predicted model, not a curated record.